UUUAAUGAUUGUGCUAACUGUGUUAACUGAAGCAAUGUUUGGACCUCUUCGAUGGAUACAUUUAGGACUAUCUCUGGGUCUCUUAAUGCCUACUCUUAAUGUGAUUGGUAGAACUAAUGGAGACGCUAACGAUCAUCUCAAACUAACUCUUCGAUAUUGGUUGGAAAAGAAAGAUAAUGUUACAGGAACCACUUGGGACAACUUAAUAAGAGCAGUCAGGAGUACUGGGGACAUGGCAGCUGCUGAGAGGAUGCCAGGCAUUUUGAGAUCAAAACUUAGUUCAAUUGAUCAACCUAACACUCCAGACACUGAUAGAAGACAAGGAAAAAUAGACAAAUGGCUGGAAGAAGGUGAAGUUGUGCUAAAAGUCACUCGUAUCAAUAUGCAUGGUGCACCUGGAGCUGGUAAAACAUGUUCAAAGCACCUCCUACUUAAUGAGCCACCACCAACUUCUACUGAUAGUACACCAAUAGCUUGUCGUGCUGUUGAAGCAACAAGAAUAUCCAUUGAUGAUAAAACAAGCAAGUGGGAGAGGGUUGAAAGGAAAGAUUUAUUUAAAGAGUUAGCAUCUCAUCUUGACAAAGCACCAAAUGAAACAAAACACGAGAAUUUUAAAUUUGCUCGCAUUUUGUGCCUAAUAAUUGUUUUUUGCUAUAAUUUUGUAAAAAAUAGCAUAAUUGGCACUUUUUUGGGAAAUCCAUGAGCAAUGAACAACCUAAGGACAAGCCAGCAGAAACUGGAGUAAUUAAUAACAUUGUAAAUGCUCGUGCAACUGAGAAAUUCAACACAAAUUGGGUUUAUUUUAUUGAUUCGCGGUGGUCA
This is a messenger RNA of Amphimedon queenslandica, 822 nucleotides long. RefSeq lists its product as uncharacterized. The record is from RefSeq and is a predicted model, not a curated record. Bases 5 to 703 code for a protein of 232 amino acids. Gene Ontology annotation, biological process: signal transduction. NCBI's taxonomy places the organism in Eukaryota, Metazoa, Porifera, Demospongiae, Haplosclerida, Niphatidae. The transcript is spliced from 3 exons. Gene Ontology annotation, molecular function: protein binding.